GUGAAAUUUUGGAUCAUGUGAAUCAUACGUGAUUGAUCUGACUAAACUUCAGUAGUCCGACGCCACUUAUAUACUUAUUGAAAUGGAUAAACUCUUAUCUUCAAUAUAGAAAUGUUUUCAACUCCAUCAUGUAUAUGAUAAAUUUCCGUGAUGGCAGGUGCCUGUUAAGUUAACAGGCACAAGGUAACGGGAUAUUAAUUAUAGGCUCUCGUAGCGCGCAAUAAGGAAAAUUGGGCUUCAACAUUAGUUUAUGUCAUCUGUAGUGUGAAACAAUCAAUCCCAUCCUUGAAAAUCCUUUGAAAUAUUUUUGAGACAGAUGCAAUAGAUGAGGUGCGGGGGGCAAUUGUUCUACAAUAGAGAAAAUUUUUACGGAAGAGAUAUACUUUUGAUAAUUGUGUUUAUUUAGUCAUUAAGAUAUUUUUCUCAUUUUUGGUAGAACAAGAUUUCGUUUCCUUUUUCUUCUAAGAGUGUUUCCUUUUUUAUCAGCGAAAUAACAAGAUAGCCAAUUCGCGCAAGAAAAAGCAAAUUCGAAGCGAAUAUCGAAGAUCACAUUCUUAAGAUACGUCGCGGAACAAGUGUAUGGUGUCGCCUUCGUAAAUGUCGAUAAGCGAUAGUAGUGACGACAACUAGAGUGAAAAAAUUUUUAAUGCCUUAUGAGCUAAAUAUGUUAACUACUAUCGGUAGGAAAAGUGUUUGUCCAUUUGCAGGACUUUAGGGGAUUCACUCCUAUCCGUGACCUAGAUCGACUGCAAGUAUGCCUUUAUCUUAGCUAUGUCCAGGCUUUCUCUUUUUUUGUCUCGUUUGUCAGAUUUUUCUUAAUAACUUUUUUUUUUUGAUUUUGAUCUAUUCGUGCUUUCUUUAUCAGUUACAUUUUAUAGUAAUCAAGUCUUAGCUUUAGUUUAUCGUAUGAAUAUCGUGUGUAAAUAAAUAAGCAUCAGAGGACCGAAUUAAAAUCGCCUUCAUUUUCUAGUUUGAUCUAAUGUGUGAAUGUGAUGAAGACCUAAAACAUGUGUUAGCCACCUUAACGAAUCUAACGAUAGACGGCUAGAUAGAUGAAUAUUGACCAAUCUUAUAACAGAGUAUUGCGCUGAUUGCAAGUGAAGAAUUUUUGAUGCCACGGCAAACAGAAUGAAAAAUCGAAUGGAUUUGUAUACUGCGGUAGAGAGUACAGAAAUAUUACAACAAAUUGUAACAAUCAGUGAAAAAAUGUUUAAAAAAAAAAGUUGUAAAAAUUAAUUUCGACGAAAGUACGCGUUUAAUCAAUGGAAUUAGAUAUCAUCCGUCAUCAAUUAUUCUUCAACAUUAUCGUUAACAUAACAAGCAUAAGCUUUCGUCUUAAUAAACUGACAAGUUCUUUGUGUACAACAAUCUCGGAAAAAUUUAAUAAAAUUAUUGCCGACUCUUGUAAGGACAAUUUGAUAAGUGAAUUUGAUACAAUGGCCAAACUGUGCAGUCCGUUUAGUACAUCGCCACGUACAUCAUUUUUAAAUGAUUUAUUGCCCACUCAUAGUAGUUUCAUGGAUGAGUUUUACAUUACGCCCGAUCCUUUUGAGGUAUUUGGUGAAUUGCCUUCAAUAUAUAGCGAUAUACAGAAAAUGGAAUCAGAGUCUGGAUCGAGCGCAAGUUGUACCGCCCUCGAUUGGUAUGACGAAUGCGAUGUAAAGCCUGAGCUACCCAAUUGUGAUCUAAUGUGGCCAGUGCCUCAUACAAAUUCAUCAUCAUCGAUAAGCAGUGACUUGGCCGUAUCACCAUCAGUAGUUACGGGCAAUAUUCCAACAAAUAUCAGAGAUGGGGGAACGAAUACAGUAUCUGUUAAAGAGGAACCUAAAUCGCCGUCGUCUACAGUAUCGAUAAUGACAGUUAAAAAAGUUAAUCAUCAUCAGGAAUCAUUUCAACUUGCAAGUUUGGAAAGCAUAAAAGUUGAAGUUAAGAAAGAGCCAAUCGAUGAUUCCGAUGCACAAUUCAAACAACAAAAUAUACCAAAUAAUAAAACUGUACAACAACAUCAGCGUAGCAUACAUAAUGCACCACCUGGAACAUCAUUAUUAAGAAAAUCAAACAAUAGCAUUACACAACAAAGAAAACUACUUCAACAGCAGCCCCAACAGCGUCAAACAACGCAACAAAGCACAAAACGCGAUCAUUUGUUAUCCUGUGCUCCAGCAUCUCAUACAACAAAUGCCAACAAUUACCGUAACAAUAGCAGUAACGGCAGUUUUCAGCAACCGGCAUGUACUCCGCAACUAUAUCAACGUCCUGACACACCGCAUAGUUUAGAUGAUGAUAGCAGCACAACCGAAUUCAAGCAUAAUAUCGAUUUAAGUGCCUGUGUCAUGGGCAGUAAUAGCAUCUCUUUAACCGACUCGCAAUUCAUACAACAGGUCAGUCAGGAAUUGCAAGAUACAAGUAAAUCGCAAAUUGCUUUAUGUAUGGAUUCGGAAUCUUCUUUAUCAGAUGUGCUCGAUGUUAUUAGCACAGAGGUAACGAAUACAACAUCAAAUCCUCUAUUAGGAACAAAUCGUCAAAUUAAUAAUAGUAUGAACGACGGUGGUAGUUAUGCCAAUAAAACUAAUAACAGAAAUAAUAUAUCCAUCAUCACCAGCAGCAGCAGCAUCAGUCAUUCAAAUUCAUUUCGUUCAUCUGAAUGUGAUAGUGACGAUGAUUUAUCUACCGCAAGUUCAAUGUCAGAAAAUGAGACGGCCUAUAAUAGGGCAAUGAUGGCCAGUAGCGCUGUAUCACCUGUUUCCAGUCAAAAUUCCUCUAGCUCGUCGGCAAAUAAUGUACACAGUACCCAGCAUCAUAUGGACCACAGUUAUACUCGCUUAGAUGAUAUGGGAACGAAUUUAGAUACACCCUCGGAUUCCGAGGAAGAAAUUGACGUGGUCUCGAUUAAUGACAAGAAAUUACCUACAAAUCCAUCUGAUAAAGAUCGUCGUGCUCUGCAGAAUAAAGUUGCUCAUAAAUUCAAUGCGCGCAUUAUUAAGAAUGCCAACGGUUUACGUACUAUACCGCCACGUCGACGCGGUUCCUAUGAGUUCCCCUAUACACCGGCCAGUAGCAGCCCAGUAAAAUCGGUUAAUAAUUCACGUUAUCCGUCGCCGGCCAGUACACCGUAUCAAAGUCAGUACACAACAAAGUAUGUACAACAACAGCAACAAUUAAUGACUGUUAUAGAUAAAGUAAGUGCGCCUUGUGGUGCCCCCAUAAAUAUAUUUGCUGAUAAAUCGCGUAAACGUUUACUUGCGACCACCGGUGCGAAUGGCUCUCUACUAGGCGUACAGAGUAGCAAUAAUAUUAAUAAUAAUACUAAUACUAAUGCUGGCUUAACAACAGUAAAUGCAUUGAAUGGCGUUACCAUUAGCAUUAGAAAUAGCGGUGGUAGUAAUGAUAGUAGUAGUAGUAGUAGCAGCGGUGGUAUUGGUGGCAAUGUAAUGCCACCCAGUAAAAAGCAUCGAGGCAAAAAAACAAAACAUUACGUUGCAAAUACAAUUGUGACUUCCAGUGGUGUUGGUAUUGGUGUUGGUGUUGGUGCUGCCACUAUCUUGAAACGUCAUUGUAGUUUAGAUGAGUCCGCUGAUACUAUAGAGAAACGCCAUUUACACAAUGAUAUGGAAAGGCAGAGACGUAUUGGUUUAAAGAAUUUGUUUGAGGCUUUAAAAAAACAAAUACCCAGCAUUAAGGAUAAGGAGCGGGCACCUAAGGUGAAUAUAUUAAGGGAGGCGGCUAAAUUAUGCGAAGCUUUGACAAGCGAAGAUCAACAAUUGACCGAACAGAAAGCCAGGCUAAGAGAGGAAUUACGCAAGAGACAGGAGCGUUUAACAAUGCUAAGAGCUCAACGAGCUCGUCGCUUGGGUGGUGGCUUAAUAGAUUGAUGAUAAUAAUGAUGAUGAUGAUGAUCAUGAUGAUGAUGAUGGUGACGACGACGACAACAACGACGACGAUGAUG
Molecule: messenger RNA, 3946 nt
Organism: Glossina fuscipes
Lineage: Eukaryota; Metazoa; Arthropoda; Insecta; Diptera; Glossinidae
Gene: Myc
Product: myc protein
Exons: 3
Coding region: 1263-3872 (869 amino acids)
Biological process (GO): regulation of transcription by RNA polymerase II
Molecular function (GO): protein dimerization activity; RNA polymerase II cis-regulatory region sequence-specific DNA binding; DNA-binding transcription factor activity, RNA polymerase II-specific
Source: RefSeq, a predicted model, not a curated record